Molecule: messenger RNA, 357 nt
Organism: Ceutorhynchus assimilis (cabbage seed weevil)
Lineage: Eukaryota; Metazoa; Arthropoda; Insecta; Coleoptera; Curculionidae
Source: the annotation of a GenBank genome assembly
AUGACUAUAACGGAACCAGAUCACACUGAGACAGAAGAACUCCAAAUAUUGUUCUCAUUUAAACAAAGAUUGAACCAAAGUAAUAUGACAGGCCUGGGAUCCGAUAAAGAUGCCAAGAAAAAACAUACACGGCCCACGUUCUCAGGUCAACAGAUAUUUGCAUUGGAAAAGACUUUUGAACAAACUAAAUACCUUGCUGGACCGGAACGGGCGAAACUCGCUUAUGCGUUAGGAAUGACUGAAUCACAAGUUAAGAGUUUCCGCAAGACUCAAGAUAUCUUACAAAAUGCAUGCGCCGGGCUUAAGCCCAGCCACUUAUUGGUUCUCUGCAACUUGCAAGUGCCUCAUUAUUUAUGA